Porites evermanni is the source of this 4347-nucleotide messenger RNA. The record is from the annotation of a GenBank genome assembly. NCBI's taxonomy places the organism in Eukaryota, Metazoa, Cnidaria, Anthozoa, Scleractinia, Poritidae.
AUGUAUAUAAACAGUGUCACGCAAGCUGGUAUGACGGGACAAGUUCAAUACGUUGUGCUGCCCGCUCAUUCUAGCGUGUCACAAAUAAGGCCUGUAUUACAAGGCCAAGGUUAUGCCGGGCAAGCGGUGCCUCAAACUGCCUCACCGCAGCAAUACCAAAGUUACGUAGUGUCUCCAACACAAACGCCUUAUCAACAAUUUCCUUACGGUGCCAUAUCCAAAGAUGUCACGUCAUCCGUUAUUCAACAACACCCACGUUCUCAAACACCACCCACCCCUCCCCAGACUGCGUCACCUGUCGUUGCAAGUCAGUUCUUACAGCAACAGCAGUUGACGCUGUCUUCGCAAAUCCCUGCACAAUCUCCGCAACAAUCACACACCUCCCCAUACCAGCAACAAACGACCUCACCCCACACCCCACAGCAAAUUAUGCGACCUAUGGUACCAGUAGUCAUUCAAGGAGGUCGAGGAGUUACUAUGGCAACUGCUGUUGGACAGCAAAACCCAAUCCCUUCACAAUACCCACAACCUCCAGCCCAUGUACAAACACAGUACCCAUCUAACCAGAGGCGAAUGUAUAAUAUUGAUAGACGCGUUCCUAAGGCAGGUGAAAUGUACGGCUCCGAGGCUGUUAUGCAAGGUUCCUCGUUGGUGUCUUACGGCGAUGGUACGAUUCCAACUGGAUAUGAGAUUCCAGGCGAGAGGAGCCAGUACAACUUUCAGUAUCAAAGGUAUAUUCAUAGUUGCGUAUACAGUAAAAUUCCGAAAAUAAGCCCCUGUAUGUAUAAGCCCCUCCAAAUAUAAGCCCCCCAAACCGGUAGCGCAAAAAACCCUCCGUUAAAUGUCCGCUCCGAAUAUAAGGCCUCCAGGGGCUUUUACUUGGAAAAUUGCCCUCAAAGACAAAGUAAAACAAAGCAAAAACGCUAGAUUUACUUCCAACUAUAAGGCUAGCCCAAUCGAUUUUAAAACGCAAACUUCCCUCCAUAGGUAAGCCCCUCCAAAAAUAAGCCCCUCAAAAAGGGCUUUUGAAAAAUAUAUGCCGCGGGGCUUAUUUGCGGAAUUUUACGGUAUACACAGAAAUCCUAUGGGUGGUAUUGCAGGAAGCGUUACAUUUAGGGCCUCUCCACAUGAGCCCGGUUGCCUGGUCGGGCCAGGUUACCGGGACAAAUUUCCCCUUGGGUUCAUAUGAGAAAAUUCAGCCCGGUUUCAGAGAUGAGAUACGGCCAAAGAUCCUGGGGACGAGUUCUGGCGCCAAAUUCGGGGAACAGCAAACGUGGCGAAACACAAAAAUUAUCACUUUCGCGCCUAUCAUAGCUUCGGCAACUCUUAAAGCUGUAUCACUGCAGUUAAAUGGGAUGCUUAUGAUGUGGAAAAUACAGCAGGUAAUGCAAGACGAUGCCAUCCGGACCGCCAGAAUUCAUCCCUUUAACCGGGCUGAAGUAUUCAUAUGGCAAAAUUUCCAGCCCGCUUACCCAGAUCCGGGUUGGAAAAACUGAGAUCUCGGGAACCGAGCCAGCCCGCCCUCUCAUAUGAACACAUCUAAAAUUUUACUAAGGAUUUAGAGGUAAGGCGAGAUCUCGGACCCCGGGGGCGCUUUCCAUUCAACCCAUUCACUAGCUCGAGGAAGAACAAAGACAGAGACUGUUAUUAUUGCCUCAAUCUGAAACCACACUGUCAGACAAAAAUAGUUGGGACACUUCCACCCAACGCUGUUUUUCCACUUCUGGCGCCCCAUCCUCCCAAUGUUUUUUUAUUUAACGCAGCUAGCUCACCAAAUCUUGCACACCAACAUUGGGAGGGCAAGAAGACAGCAAAGUGUCCCAACAAUUUUGACUAAGACUGUAGCUGAAGGGAAUGCGCCAUAGUUUUCACUACUGUUGAUAGCUUUGUUACAGAUCUCCAAUAUUAUUUGAUUCAAGAACAAUAUCUAAGUUUAAAAGAUACUAGUUGAACGAGCUUAAGUCUAAAAGGAUUUCUCCAUUUAACUGUAUGUACUCCAAUAACCGCCGCCCCCGGAGCACCUCGCUAAGAUAAAAGAAUAUUGAUAUUUGCAAUAGUGCGUCGCUUUUCGAUUGUAAUCGUUUGGUAACAUUUGUUCAUGUUGACAUGAAUGAUUAGCAGGGAAAAGAAACCUAAAAAAUAGACCCUAACACUCUCUUUUGUUGCGCUUCUUUCCUGGUUCGUGUUGUUUUUGAACGUAACAAAAGAAAAGAAGAAAGAUAUGCAGUGCCGUGUGAUUCGUAGCCUCCAACGCAGUCGUUUUUUGUUUCGUCACGCAACGCACCUGUCACGUUGCGUGACGUCCCAAAGAACGCCCCCAGAGGAAACUAUGAAAUUCGCGAAUGGUUAAAUUUAUGUCAGCGUCGGACCGAGAAUUCAAGAACUUAACAGGCGCUAUGGCUAUUAUUUAGCCUUUCCAUAGACAUGCUCGAGGAUCUCAUAAAUAGAGGGACUGUGAACAAAAGAGUGAUUAUUCCAGUUAUGACCAGAGAACCGGUCACAUGGUAUAAAAACCACCUUGCUGGAGGGCAAACAAUGCACUGGGAGCUGAAGGAUAUUUGAUUUUUGAAUGAUGUAAUCUCUUUGUUUUUCUUGCCCCACUGCGGCGUUUGCCAUCCAGCAGUGUUUUUGUAAUGUGACCAUUUCUCUGCAAAGGACGCAUAAAGGACGGGAGAGGAAAGAAGACGGCAAACCUUGUGUGACAUGCGUGACAAUAAUUUUGUUUGAAAAAACUUUUCGCCAAACUUCACCUUCCCUUAAAUAGAUCUUUUCGUAAAAGACCAGAAAACAUUAAUGUCAAGUGAUGAUCACGACAAACACGCAAGGAAUAGCCAUGUAACGGUUGUCACACUCAAGCGUUUUACCGUCGUCAUCUUCCUGCCGUCCUGUUGCGUAAACUCAUGAUUCAUUUACGACAGUGUGUCUUUUAUUUCCAGAUAUGGCUCCUCAGGGCAGACUACGAACUCGUCAGGAAAUCAAUAUCAGCCGUACAACAAACCAAAAACAAAACAGUACAAGGAUCGGAGGGCCAGUCCUCGAGGACAGCAACAACAGCAAGACAUGGGCAAAAAACACGGUCGUAAAACACCCGAGACCGACCGGACGACGAAUGAACAGUAAGGAACACUGGCCAAAGAAUUUUUAAUGUGUAUGUUGUUUACUUGAAAUAAUGAUCGUUUGCUCCUAAUUUUUUAACAGUUCUUUAGAACUGAUUAUCAGAAGGCUGUGGGUUGUGAAACCGUCAUUUUAAUUAAAUGUUUCAUUUAUUCAAGACCUAUAUCCUAGAAAACCCAGUAUAAAUAGUACUUACAAUCAGUUUUAAUCUACUCCAAGUUUAUCCGUCCUUCCUUUCUUUUGUAUUUGCAGGGUUCGCGCAGUCUUGAAAAGUCCUUGAAUUUUAGGGGAAGUCCUUGAAAAGUCCUUGAAUUCCAUUUUUCCUUGAAAAGUCCUUAAAUUUCCAUGCAAGUCCUUGAAAAUUCCUUGAAAUUUCUUCAACUUUGAAUGAGAUGGUCUGGAAAGAAUUUUUUAAUGCUUUUUGGUUUUCCACGACAAUAUAAAUCAUAGCUCAGCGACGCUCAAAGUGAUUUACGUAAAGCGUUUUUUGUUUCGCGAAUUCAUGCAAGAAUUAACCAUUAAUUCAAGACAAGUGAACUGAAAAAUGCAGAGAAGUUGGUAAAGCAAAGGGAUCAAGCCUUAAAGUCUUAUUAGAAUAGACUGGGAAUGUGGAUUUUUGUCAGAUAGUACGCAUUUUGUACAAUAUGACAAAUUAUAUUCCUAGUAGGUGGUCCUUGAAAAUGUAAUGUGGUCCUUGAAACGUCCUUGAAAAAUGGUUGGAUUUUUUGGUAUGAACCCUGAUUGGUUGUGUUUUUUAUUCUUUCUGGCUUCUAGUGUUUUGAACCGUUUUUUUUCCGUUUUAUUCAGUUUGUUGGCAGCUCUCAAUGUUUAAAUAGUUCCUUUCGCGUCUUAUGUAGGCCGUGGCCAGAUUAACCCCAGCUUAAUUUCCACCAUCCCAGGGCCACAGAAAAUUGAGUUCUAUCUUUAAACGUUGCUGUUUUAACCAGGUUUUGGGAUUACGGAAUGACUGCCUGAUUUUUGUUAAUAUGAAUCGAAAAAAUGAACACUGACAGGAUGGUAGCGCUUGAAUUGCGCUGCCUCCACUGUGCAUAAUUUCGGCAUUUGCAUAUUUCCGCUCUUACAGAUCAUUAGUGUACCAAAUAACCUCCUUUUUCGCUUUCUCUUGCAGGAGUGAGCAAUAUUCUGGAAGUGCUUGACUUACGAAAACGAAAAAAAAAUAAAGAUGAUGAAUUAUUCCGGGAACUUAGAGAGACUGAUGCGAAAAUCAAGUAA